CCAAGGUGAUGACUGAGACCACCAUCCAGCUCCCAGAGGUGAAUGUUGGAACUGUCACAUAAUGGCUCAGCAGGCGCGGCAGGUCUCAGGGAGAGCAGGUCCUGAAGCAGGUAUCCCCGCUCCUGACGCUCCCAUGGCAGGACCUGAGAAGCUUCUUGUGGCAAAGCAGAAAGGGACAUCUCUGACUCCUGGCAGUCUGGCUGAGCCUCACACCUUUGUUCUACCACCACACACUGCUGGUGAGGCAAAGCUCCAGCACAGAUCCCAACCAGUGGCCAUCUCACAGGUCCCCCCACCACCUCCAUGCUAUGCUCUUCCCUUCCUUGCACCGACUCCACCCUUCUCAACACCAUACAUGGUACCAUCUGUGCAGCUUCCUCAAGAGCCUGGACCCUCACAGGUUGUGCCUGGAAGCUCUCAGAUUAUGCUUCUCAACAUGCCAUCAGCUACUCAGGCGCUAACAUCCGGUCAGAGUAACGUGCCGUACACCACACAGCAGAACAGGGAAAGACAAGAGGAGAGGGAGCAAUCUGGAUCAGGCAAAAGAAAGUCAAAAAGACAGACGCCAUCCUUUGCAAAAAGUGCAACAAAGACAGGAAGCCACCAGCCCACUUACAGUACUUUGGCAAUUGGUUCUGUCAAGAAUCAGAGAGCCGGUCCUAUGAGGACUGGAGGCUGUGCUGGAGCAAAGAGGGUAUGGGACAAAAAGAGAGGGGAUGCACCUUAA
Gymnodraco acuticeps is the source of this 727-nucleotide messenger RNA. Its product is annotated as protein transport protein Sec24-like CEF. The transcript has 2 exons. NCBI's taxonomy places the organism in Eukaryota, Metazoa, Chordata, Actinopteri, Perciformes, Bathydraconidae. The coding region runs from base 62 to 727 and encodes 221 amino acids. The record is from RefSeq and is a predicted model, not a curated record.